AUGACUCAUUCAGAACUCUCUGAAGAGGACCACGAUACUGAGAAUGAUUUGGGAUCUGAAGCUGCUGGUGUGGUUCGAGGCUUCACUCGAUCCUUGGGACGGGGUGCUGCUCGGCCAAUGAUUGGUCGUUUGCCACGACAAGUCAUCAGACGACGACUACCAGUGAAACAAGUGGCACGGGUCAGUGAUCGAUUGUCUACCGGCUACGAUUGGUGGUCCACGGCCGUGGAAUCACAGCAAUCGUCCUCACAACGAUGGAAGCAGAUUCGUGCAUUUGCCGGUAACUUGGUGAAAAAUACAUUUUUGGGACUGGCCGUCUUUGAGUCUUAUGGAUAUGUCGUAAGCCAACUGGCACCACCACCAUCCGCUGAGGUCAUGCAUAGAUCGACGUAUGGUUCCAGUGAUCAAACAAAAUUGGAUCAAGACUACGACGAUGAUGAUUCAGAAGAUCUGUUGACAAUUCUACCUGAUGAACCAGACGAAUUUUCCAGGGCGAGCCUGGUAUCUCAUUGGACAGCAGGAGCUGUUGCUGGAUCCGUUCAUGGAGUUGCGACUAGCAUAUUUGAGGGACCCACAGCAUUGACAAGAAAUAUAUGGAUUCAGCAGGCUGCCUAUCAUACAUUGCAUCAUACUGUAGCACAUUCAGUUCUCUUUGGAUCCUAUGAAUUUCUGAAACGGUCCAUAUUGCACGAGUUCCACCAUGGGGAUGACAUUGAAAGCGAAGGGUCCAAGCCUAGUCAUUUAGGGAGCUCUUAUUUGGCCGGAUUUGCAUUGGCAGGCGGCCUAGCCGGGCAGUUGCAGCACUUGAUCAGUCAUUACACAGAAUCCAUGACUUUUGAAUCAGGUAUUACUUCAACGAAAAUUGCUCAUCGCUUGGUCCUCGCGCGGGUCCCUGCAGUCAGACCCCUGAUGAUGGCCUUUCCUCCGAGUGCAAUUGGUUUCAUUGCCUUUGAAUAUGGAAAGAAGCUGACAUCAUAA
Molecule: messenger RNA, 978 nt
Organism: Cylindrotheca closterium
Lineage: Eukaryota; Bacillariophyta; Bacillariophyceae; Bacillariales; Bacillariaceae
Source: the annotation of a GenBank genome assembly